Ambispora gerdemannii is the source of this 1827-nucleotide messenger RNA. Lineage: Eukaryota; Fungi; Glomeromycota; Glomeromycetes; Archaeosporales; Ambisporaceae. The record is from the annotation of a GenBank genome assembly.
AUGUCACGUACCUCACACAUUCAAAGAGUAUUGGAGCAACCCACAUUUAAUAAAGUGACACAAUGUCGUGUUUUACUGGUUGGUGCUGGAGGAAUAGGCUGUGAGUUGUUAAAAAACCUAGUACUCUCAGGUUUCAGAUCUAUUGAGCUGAUUGCGCGUGAUUCCGCAUUAAAGUUUAAUCCUGAUGUUGAAAUCAUUGCACACCAUGCAAAUAUCAAAGACUCUCAAUUCAAUGUUGAAUGGUUUCAAAGAUUUGAUAUUGUGAUGAAUGCAUUAGAUAAUCUUGAGGCAAGAAGACAUGUAAAUUUUAUGUGUCUGGCUGCAAAUGUGCCGCUUAUUGAAUCAGGAACCGAAGGAUAUUUAGGGCAAGUCACUGUAAUAAAAAAGGAUUUAACUGAAUGCUAUGAUUGUCAACCCAAGCCUACCAGGAAGACUUACGCUGUUUGCACGAUUCGAAGCACUCCGAGUAGCCCCAUUCAUUGUAUUGUUUGGGCUAAAAGUUAUCUUUUUAGUCAAUUGUUUGGCGAGCCAGAAGACGAACCUUUGGAUAAUGAGAUGAACAACGAUAAUGCUGAAGAAAUUCAAAUUCUCAAAAAAGAGACCGAGCUGCUGAAAGAAAUUAAAUUGACGAUGGGAUCUCAAGAAUAUGCUGAAAAAGUUUUUAAAAAAGUAUUUACAGAUGAUAUUGAGCGUCUUCUGACAAUGGAAGACAUGUGGAAGGAGCGAAGGCCUCCAGUGCCUUUAGCAUAUAACGAUAUGAAUAGAGUAUCAUCGAAUGGAGAGAACGGCCUGGAUCACAAUGAUGAUAUGAACACUCUCAAAGAUCAGCGGAUGUGGACCUUUGAGGAAAAUUUUAAUGUAUUCGUAGAUAGGUCAGAUUUGAAUAUUUCGAAAUCUUUAUGGAGGACUAAACAUCGAGACUACUCCAUUAAUCGAAUAAGUAGGCGAUUACUCGAAGAACAAGAAAUUAACCCGGUUGCCGUGCUUACAUUUGAUAAAGAUGAUGAUGAUGCUUUGGAUUUCGUAACAGCAACGGCUAAUUUGAGAGCCAAAGUAUUCGGAAUAGAACAAAAGUCAAGAUUUCAGGUUAAAGCUAUGGCGGGAAAUAUAAUACCAGCGAUUGCAACAACAAAUGCUACAAUUGCCGGAAUUAUAGUUGUGCAGGCUUUUAACAUACUAAAAAAUCGUUUGGAAGAUUGCAAAACGACAUAUUUGGAUGGAUUUAGACGCCCUUGUCUGCUCAUCAACGAAUCCUUAAACGGGCCAAAUCCAUCUUGUUCGCAAUGUAGAGUUAAUUAUUACAUAUUACGAAUAAACACGAAAAAGGCAACUCUUAAAGAUUUCUUGGAAAAGAUUUUAAAUAGUAGCCACGAACAAGGAUUAAUUUAUGGUGACGAAAUAACAGUAGAAAGAGGCGCCAGCAUCAUAUACGAUAUUGAAUUUGAUGAAAAACUUGAUUCCACCUUUGAACAAUUAGAAAUCACAGAUGGAGUUUUCAUUAAAGUAACACCUGAUGAUGCGAAUCAACUUCCUGCUGUUUUUAGCAUUUUCCAUAGGGAAACCUUCGAUACACAAGAUACUUGGUAUGAAAUCGAAGGAGGUAUUUCUGAGGCUCGUGUUUCUCAUAUUGUGGCAAGCAACCAAAACACAGAGACUGAAAGUGGGACAACCCUUAAGAGAAAACUCGAGUCAACUGAUAUGGACCUUGAUGAGCAACCAUCUACAUCGUGUAAAAAGAUGGAACUAGAUCCAGAAUAUAUUAUUACAGUAGAAGACAGCAUAAUAAUGACAGAAGAUGGGCCCAAAAGUGUUAUAACUCUUGAUUAA